This is a messenger RNA of Onychostoma macrolepis, 3943 nucleotides long. It is a transcript of the gene dapk2a, whose product is annotated as death-associated protein kinase 2a. Gene Ontology annotation, biological process: positive regulation of apoptotic process; protein phosphorylation; intracellular signal transduction. The record is from RefSeq and is a predicted model, not a curated record. Gene Ontology annotation, cellular component: cytoplasm; nucleus. Bases 1122 to 2576 code for a protein of 484 amino acids. The transcript has 11 exons. NCBI's taxonomy places the organism in Eukaryota, Metazoa, Chordata, Actinopteri, Cypriniformes, Cyprinidae. Gene Ontology annotation, molecular function: ATP binding; protein serine/threonine kinase activity.
UACAUUUUGAUGAUUUUGAUUGUCAAAACAUAAAGGACAAUGGGAGGCAGGCAUGGAUUUUUAAUUUUAAUAUUAGGCCUCACAAUUUGCAUGUCAGGUAGAUAUGUGCAUACAUUUUUAUGUAACAUUUAAUUUUAAUAGAGUGUUUUUGAUUAAAUGAUAGAAAAAAAGAAUCAGUUAGGAAUUAGUCCUAAAUUUAUGCUGAAGCAAUAUAUGCUGUUCUAUGAGGAAUGUUUCCAAUUAAUGAAUUAAAUCCAAUACAUUUAUAUCUUUUUGAUGGGGCAACGAGUGAAAAAGGUCUGUAGUUUAACAGUCAAAAUAAAUGUCUCAUUAAAAUAAAUAGUGGCAAAUAAUACAUACUAAAAACACUUGGCAUGCUCGUUUUUGUUAUUUACUUAAAAGUAUUUGCAAGUGCUUUAUUACCUCAUUACAAAAACUACAUACAACUGUUUGUCACAUGUUUAAAAUGAUAAGCUUUAGCACAUGUCAGCAGUAAACAGAAUAGAAGAGUGAGACCACGGACAACAUUUAUCAUUCUGACUUUGACCCACAGCGACAGCAACGACCGUCCAACCUAGAUAUAAUUCAGAAGAAUCCCUUAUGUCGUGUUAUUUUUCAGUCAAGGGACAAGCCUGUCAAUCUGUUGUCGUUUUUAUACUCAGGCAUGAGUUCAACAGGUGCCGUGUCCACAUUUAGAAACACGCUGCUGCUGGGACUCGUGCUCUUUUCCGAUGGUCUGUGAAGAGAGUCGCGUGAGCGCAUGACAGGAUUCAGAAACGUAACAUAGUUGUUGGUGAUGACAGUUUGGAAAAUUAAAAACAAAUGAAGGGAGUGAAAUUACACAGUAUUUUUGGAGAUCUGCUAUUUAUCCGGUGUUGUAACGAUCACACCUACCUCCAGGAUGAACGAUAGUCGUGUUUGUCAGGUAAAAAGUGCUUAUUUUUCGAGAGAAGCAGCUAAUGCACAUUAGAAGUGUUACAACAUGGGAAGCAUAUCUUGUCAGUUAGAAAAUACCUGUCAAAAUAGACUUUUUCCAUUGUGCAUUUUGUGAGUUUUCCAUUUUUUUCUAUAUUCCAGACACCAGAUUUCCUUGGAUAAAUUUAGGCUAAAUAUAGAUCACAAUGGCUGUGUUCAAGCAGCAGCAGGUCGAGAAUUUCUAUGAGAUUGGAGAGGAACUUGGCAGUGGGCAGUUUGCAAUUGUUAAGCAGUGUCGUGAAAAGUGUUCAGGCCGGGAUUUUGCAGCCAAGUUCAUAAAGAAGCGUCAGAGUAUUGCUAGCCGGCGAGGUGUGCUCCGAGAAGAGAUUGAGCGAGAGGUCAACAUCCUACAGCAGAUACACCAUCCCAAUAUUGUCAUGUUACAUGACGUGUUUGAGAACAAGACAGACGUGGUGUUGAUUUUGGAGCUGGUGUCUGGAGGAGAGCUUUUCGACUUUUUGGCAGAGAAAGAGUCUCUAAGUGAGGAGGAAGCCACACAGUUUAUUAAACAGAUUCUAGAGGGCGUACACUAUUUGCACACAAGAAAUAUUGCUCAUUUUGACCUGAAGCCUGAAAACAUCAUGCUUCUGGAUAAGAAUGCUCCUCUGCCCCGAAUCAAACUCAUUGAUUUUGGCUUGGCCCACAAGAUUGCUGAAGGGGUUGAGUUUAAAAACAUCUUUGGAACACCAGAGUUUGUUGCUCCAGAGAUUGUGAAUUAUGAACCACUGGGACUGGAAGCAGAUAUGUGGAGUGUUGGUGUUAUAACAUAUAUUCUGUUGAGUGGGGCAUCUCCUUUCCUAGGAGAAACGAAGCAAGACACUCUGGGAAACAUCUCAGCCAUGAACUAUGAGUUUGAUGAUGAAUUCUUUGGCCACACCAGUGAGCUUGCCAAGAAUUUUAUACGACAACUGCUGGAAAAGGACACCAAAAAGAGACUCACAAUUCAAGAUGCCUUGAACCACCCCUGGAUUAAGUCUAACGAGCAUAAAGAGGAACGCAGCAAAGCACCAGAGAGGAAGAGAGAGCGUAGGCAGCUGAAGACGAAACGUCUCAAAGAGUACACCAUCAAGUCCCACUCCAGUAUGCCUCCUAACAACACCUACAUCAACUUUGAACGUUUCGCACAGGUGGAGGAGGACGUGUCGGCCAUGGAGGGCACUUUCUGCCAGCUGGCGUCGGCCCACGACUCCCUGCAGGAAGACGUGGAUGCACUAGUGUCCAUCUACAAUGAGAAGGAGUUGUGGUACAAAGAAGAAAGCGAAAGCAUCAGACAUGAGUUGUCCCAGCUUCGUUAUGAGUUUCGUAAAGUCGAGGCCCAGAGGAGGGGCGUUCACGAAGACAUGAGGAGUGUGGAUGUCAGCGUUAGCCGAGUUAGCGAGCGAUAUAAGGAGAGGCAGACUCGAUAUGAGGCCUUACAAAAGGAGCUGUGUGCUGAGCUACAGUGGGUACAGGAAGUGGUGGGUUCUUUCCAGGUCACCUUCCCAAACUGUAGCUUUAGCAGCGUGUUUAAUACAGAUGCCAAUGAUGCACUGAAAGAGUUGCUGAACAGAUCCUGUGGAGGAGACCUGCUGACAGGCAGCAAUCUGGACCAGCAGAGAUGACACAUUAAUAACCCCCCUCCCACUGAUGACACAUCGGCCAGAUAAAUGUGCGGAAGAGACUGUGCUGAGAAUAUAGACCUGAAUAAAAGCAGGUAUGGUCAGGCAGAGAGAACUAUAUACAUGAAAAAUAUGUAACAUAACUGUGUAUGAGUUUAUUAUUUAUGGUUAACAGGUUAAAUUAGUUAAUGUUUUUUUUAUAUAUAUUAAUUGGGUCAAUCCAUCUCAAGUGUAAAGUUGAUUGCUUGACCAAUUUAAUUUUCCUAUUUUUUUUAUUUGAGCGAUUACCUCUAUGUUUUGGUUUUGCAAAACCACCAGUUUUUUUAUUAUUAUUUUAAAGGGGUCAUCGGAUGCAAAAUUCACUUUACACGUUGUUUGAACAUAAAUGUGUGUUGGAAGUGUGUGCACACAUCCAUCCUAUAAUGAUAAAAAUCCACCCAGUGGUUUUUUUAAAAUCCCCUUUCUCAAAUCAGGCUGUUUUGAGAUUCCUGUCAGAACGACGUAGUUCUGCACAGACCGAUCCCACGAUAGUUGAUUGACAAGACCGUCUUACCUUAGACCCGCCCUGAGUGAGCUGAAAGCUGUCUGACUCCGGUGCAGGGGAAGACAAGGACGUCUCCGAUUAAGCGAUUGAGGUGCAACAUAGCAGUCGUCAUUUACUCCCGACAUCUGAGCCGCUGAAGACGCAAAGGAUUAACGUUACUUUCGUUUUGAAGUGAAUGCGCCGAUCCCCAAUCUGCCUAAAUGCAUCUAUGUUCGCGCGAAUCAUUCGUGAUCCAGCUUCACCUACAGAAGAAGUGAGUAUAAGGGUUUUUUAUAAAUCUUUGCAAAUCGCCUUUCCUAAUAACGUGCUAGUUAGCCAGUUUCGCGGCUAAAGUAAACAGUACUGCUCAUCACCCCAUGCAAGAGAGGGGCGGGGUCAGCAGAGCUCAUUAGCAUUUAAAUCAACAUGGACUAGAAUAACUUGAUAAAAACAGAGAUGAUUUUGACAGGGUAAAAAAGGUGUUUUUUACACUACCAUUGAGAAAUUUUAACCAAAAUAUGUUAUAGACUUUUCAUUAAGACCCUAAAGAAUCAUAUCAGCUUGUGGAAAAUGGGCAUCCGAUGACCCUUUUAAAAUGUGCACUGGAUGUUAUUUUUUUAUUUCAAGGAACUAUAGGACUAUCCUGAGCCAAGGUAAUGAAGUUUCGAGGUUUCCAUAAAUGUUUGUUUAAUUUAUUGUGACCCUUGACACAAAGGCCCGUCACUGUAGUUAAACCAAGUAUUGCAAUACUAAUACAUAGAGGUAAAAAAAAAUAAAAAAUAGGAAAAUUAAAAUUGGUCAAGCAACCUCCAUUGGACAGAUUGACCUAAUAUAUAUAUAUAUAUAU